AGAAUGCGUGAACUGAACAGAAAUUGACCAACAAAAAAAAAAAUCUGUAAGAGACAGAGAAACAGUAGGGGAGUGAGGAAGAAGAAGAGGAGGAAGGAUUUCGAAUUACCAUGGCUGCGACAUGGAACUUGUUAGAAACAUUAGGGGAUCUGGAGAGGGAUUCGUUCGUGUCCCUUCUGUCAAAGCUGAUUGGGGAAUCGAAACACGUGCAGAACAACCCGCCGGAGCUUAUUCCUGAAGAGGACAGGGUGGUGAAGCACGUGGUGGACUCUCUCUUACCCUUCAGCACCACCACCGGCGGCGGUCCCUUGCUCCUCAACCAUGUCACCUAUUUCCCCGGCAGAGGCAACCUCAUCGUCGAGUACCCUGGAACCGUUCCCGGCAAAAUCCUCUCCUUCGUCGGCUGCCACAUGGAUGUCGUCACUGCCAAUCCCAAUGAUUGGGAUUUUGAUCCGUUUACCUUGAGCAUCGAUGCGGAUAAGCUUCGAGGUCGUGGAACUACUGAUUGUUUGGGACACGUGGCUCUUGUCACGCAACUCAUGAGGAAGCUUGGCGAAACCAAGCCAAUUUUGAAAUCAACUGUUGUUGCUGUUUUCAUAGCCAAUGAAGAGAAUUCUGCAAUAACUGGUGUUGGUGUGGAUGCACUUGUCAAAGAUGGCUUACUCAACAAGCUCAAGGGUGGCCCGCUGUUUUGGAUCGACACUGCAGAUAAACAACCUUGCGUUGGCACUGGUGGUAUGAUACCUUGGAAGCUUCAUGUCACGGGGAAGCUCUUUCACAGUGGACUAGCUCAUAAAGCUAUAAAUCCACUGGAGCUAGCCAUGGAUGCUCUAAAGGAAAUCCAGUUACGAUUUUACCAAGACUUCCCACCUCAUCCCCAAGAACAGGUUUAUGGGUUUGCAACCCCUUCAACCAUGAAACCAACCCAGUGGAGUUAUCCAGGAGGCGGAAUCAACCAAAUUCCAGGGGAAUGUACUGUUUCAGGAGAUGUCAGGUUAACUCCAUUCUACAAUGUGAAGGAUGUAAUGAAGAAGCUGCAAGAAUAUGUGGACGACAUUAAUGAGAAUAUACAGAAGUUAGAAACAAGGGGUCCAGUUUCCAAAUAUGUCCUACCUGAUGAAAACUUAAGAGGAAGCCUUACUCUAACUUUUGAUGAGGCAAUGUCUGGAGUUGCUUGUGAUCUUAAUUCUAGAGGUUUCCAUGUAUUAUGCGAAGCAACUGAAGAAGUAGUUGGGCAUGUAAAACCUUACUCAAUUACUGGGAGUCUGCCUCUCAUCCGGGAACUGCAGGAGGAAGGUUUUGAUGUUCAAACUUCUGGCUAUGGCCUAAUGGCAACUUACCAUGCCAAGAAUGAGUACUGCCUUUUUACAGAUAUGUCCCAAGGAUAUCGGGUGUUUGCGAGCAUUAUCUCUAAAUUGGAAGAUUGAGAAUUGCAGAGGACCAAAUAAUACUGGAAUCUCGUGGGUUACAGAAGAUAUUAUUGUUGAUAUCAAUACAAUUGAAGUAUUAGAUUGUAUAGAGGAAUAGUUUGGUGGACUUUUCUUCAACGUGAUGGACAAAGCUGCCUUUUUAUUAGCCAUAAAUUUCUCAAGCGAAACACCCUUCUAAGCCAAUGAAAAUUCACAGUCCUUUCACUUUUAGGUGGCGUUGGGUAUAAGAAAUAAUUCAUUCAUCCUUUUAGCUUUUUCUCUUUUAACCAAUGUUUCGUAAAGGAAAUCUUUUAUUCUUAACUAAGGAUCAUUUUAAGUAAACUUCUGAAGAAGUCUUU
Molecule: messenger RNA, 1768 nt
Organism: Abrus precatorius (Indian licorice)
Lineage: Eukaryota; Viridiplantae; Streptophyta; Magnoliopsida; Fabales; Fabaceae
Product: acetylornithine deacetylase
Exons: 10
Coding region: 111-1427 (438 amino acids)
Molecular function (GO): hydrolase activity
Source: RefSeq, a predicted model, not a curated record